AUGUCUAUCUCAUCAAAUCUGAUGUCCUCCGGUGCUGAGGACGUCGAUAUUCAGUAUGCGGAGGCGGAGGGCUCUAAGGGUGGUGUUGGUCGUCGAGGAGGAGUAACAACGCAGAAGCCUAUAUGCGGAUAUUACAAAAAGGACCGCUGCCAACUUGGCCCAGAUGUGCCGGUGAGAAUUACGGGUGGCGAGAGCGUCCCGGAAGAAGCGGGGGUCGUCGUCAUCGAGUACAGCGAGCAUCGCUAG
Messenger RNA from Perkinsus marinus ATCC 50983, 246 nucleotides. RefSeq lists its product as hypothetical. The transcript has 3 exons. The record is from RefSeq and is a predicted model, not a curated record. Bases 1 to 246 code for a protein of 81 amino acids. NCBI's taxonomy places the organism in Eukaryota, Perkinsozoa, Perkinsida, Perkinsidae.